AUGUUUGCAAGCCGGGUACUUCAACGUCAGCAAGCUUCAAUUUCCACCGUAGCUGCUGUUACCGUUACUGGACUCAUAGCAUACGGCCUCUAUUCGUACAGCACGAAACCCGCUGAUUCUGAGCGUGGAAAGCCAGCGAUGGCUUUCCGCGGCAUGGGUCUCACUUCUCUACGCCUCCAUAGCAUCCAGACGCUCAACCACCAGACGAAACUCUUGCGGUUUGAAUUUCCAGAACCCAAUACUCAGAGUGGUCUCAGCCUCACAUCGGCUGUCCUGACAUUCUCCAAACCACAAGGACGUGUACUUCCAGUCAUCAGACCAUAUACCCCAGUUAAUAACCUAGACGAGCCUGGCUACAUCGAGCUUGCUGUCAAGCGCUACCCAAAUGGAAAACAAAGCACCCAUCUCCACGCCAUGACUCCAGGCGACUCGCUCUACUUCCUGGGCGCAAUUAAAGGUUAUCCCUGGACUCCCAACAAACAUUCUCACAUUACUCUUAUUGCUGGAGGUGCGGGAAUAACACCCAUGUAUCAGCUCAUCCGAGGCAUUCUCAAAAAUCCAGAAGAUAAGACAAAAAUCACACUCGUCUUUGGUGUCAACAGUGACCAAGAUAUACUCUUCCAAGAAAACUUCGCAAAAUACGAGAAAGAAUUUCCUAACCGCUUCAAAGCAAUAUACACGGUCAGCAAUCCUGCUGAAGGCUCGCCAUAUCCCAAGGGAUAUGUUACGAAGGAAUUGUUGCAGAAGGCAAUGAUAGAUCCCGGUGAGAAAGAUUCCAAGGUGUUUGUUUGCGGGCCACCAGCGAUGGAGAAUGCUAUUUUGGGCGCUAAGGGUAGCUCUGGUAACACCCAGGCUGGAAUCCUUGAGCAACUUGGUUAUACCAAAGAUCAAAUACACAAAUUCUGA
Venustampulla echinocandica is the source of this 906-nucleotide messenger RNA. Its product is annotated as NADH-cytochrome b5 reductase. The transcript is spliced from 3 exons. Gene Ontology annotation, biological process: ergosterol biosynthetic process. Bases 1 to 906 code for a protein of 301 amino acids. NCBI's taxonomy places the organism in Eukaryota, Fungi, Ascomycota, Leotiomycetes, Helotiales, Pleuroascaceae. Gene Ontology annotation, molecular function: cytochrome-b5 reductase activity, acting on NAD(P)H. The record is from RefSeq and is a predicted model, not a curated record.